AUGACGCAACAACUAUCACAAUUGUUGCUUCCUCCACCGGUCACGACCAACCAACACCGUUACCUUCCUCUACCCCGCCCCGCUGCCUGGAGGAGUGUCGCCCUCCCCCGCGAGGGCGUCGACGCCGAGGAGAUUUUUAGGAGGCCGUUUCCUCCGCCGUCGCCGGCGAAGCAUAUAGCGGCGUCGUUGGUGAAGAGGCUUGGUGGUGGAGGGAAGCCGAAGGAUGGGCCGAUUCCGGAGCACGGGGGAGUGGAGCCGGAGCAGCAGCAGCAGUCGCUUGAUAAGAGUUUUGGAUAUAGCAAGAAUUUUGGAGCUAAGUAUGAGCUAGGGAAGGAAGUAGGAAGAGGACAUUUUGGUCAUACUUGCUCUGCUAGGGUUAAGAAAGGUGAACUUAAAGAUCAGCCUGUCGCUGUCAAGAUUAUAUCAAAAGCUAAGAUGACAACUGCUAUCUCAAUUGAAGAUGUUCGUAGGGAGGUAAAGAUACUGAAAGCUCUAUCAGGACAUAGGCAUCUGGUCAAAUUUUAUGAUGCAUGUGAAGAUGCCAAUAACGUGUACAUAGUGAUGGAACUGUGCGAUGGAGGGGAGCUUUUAGACAGAAUUUUGGCAAGAGGAGGAAGAUACACGGAGGAAGAUGCAAAAGCUAUAAUUGUUCAAAUAUUGUGUGUGGUUGCAUUUUGUCACCUUCAAGGUGUUGUACACCGUGACUUGAAACCAGAGAAUUUCCUUUUCGCUUCUGCCAGUGAAGAUGCUGAUAUGAAGCUUAUUGAUUUUGGUCUUUCUGACUUUAUUAGGCCAGAUGAAAGGUUAAAUGAUAUUGUUGGAAGUGCAUACUAUGUUGCACCUGAAGUUCUGCAUAGAUCUUACAGUCUGGAAGCAGAUAUAUGGAGCAUUGGCGUUAUUACUUAUAUCUUGUUAUGUGGAAGCCGGCCUUUCUGGGCACGGACUGAAUCAGGAAUUUUUCGUGCAGUAUUGAGGUCUGAUCCCAACUUUGAAGAUCUACCCUGGCCUUCUGUCACUCCAGAGGCCAAGGACUUUGUGAAGAGACUUCUGAACAAGGAUUACAGGAAAAGAAUGACUGCUGUCCAAGCACUAACUCACCCAUGGUUGAGGGAUGAUAGUCGUCCUAUUCAUUUAGACGUAUUGAUCUACAAGCUAGUCAAGGCAUACCUGCAUGCUACCCCUUUUAAACGCGCUGCACUAAAGGCUCUCUCAAAAGCUUUGACUGAGGACGAGCUUGUCUAUCUUCGAGCUCAAUUCAGUUUGUUGGAACCAAAUGGUGAUGGAAGUGUUUCACUUGAUAAUUUCAGAAUGGCUUUUGUGCGCAAUGCCACUGAUGCCAUGAGAGAGUCAAGGGUUCCUGAAAUUCUCAAUGCGAUGGAAUCCCUUGCUUAUAGGAAGAUGUAUUUUGAAGAGUUUUGCGCAGCUGCUAUCAGCACAUAUCAAUUAGAGGCUCUUGAGGGGUGGGAGCAGAUUGCCUCCACUGCUUUUGAGCAUUUUGAACAGGAGGGUAACCGAGUCAUCUCUGUUGAAGAAUUGGCAAGGGAAUUAAAUGUGGGCCCUUCAGCCUAUACAUUCAUCAAAGAUUGGAUCAGAAACUCAGACGGGAAGCUUAGUUUACUUGGGUAUACAAAAUUUUUACAUGGUGUGACGCUUCGUAGCUCAAAUACGAGACACCAUUAG
This is a messenger RNA of Dovyalis caffra, 1680 nucleotides long. The record is from the annotation of a GenBank genome assembly. NCBI's taxonomy places the organism in Eukaryota, Viridiplantae, Streptophyta, Magnoliopsida, Malpighiales, Salicaceae.